Molecule: messenger RNA, 637 nt
Organism: Symphalangus syndactylus (siamang)
Lineage: Eukaryota; Metazoa; Chordata; Mammalia; Primates; Hylobatidae
Product: C-terminal-binding protein 1-like
Biological process (GO): regulation of transcription by RNA polymerase II
Cellular component (GO): nucleus
Molecular function (GO): transcription corepressor activity; transcription coactivator activity; transcription coregulator binding
Source: RefSeq, a predicted model, not a curated record
CUUUAGCCAGGGCCCCCGAAGGAUGCACCCAAUCUCUUCUGUACCCCCCACGCUGCGUAGUACAGCGAGCAGGCAUCCAUGGAGAUGCGAGAGGAGGCAGCGCGGGGGAUCCCCAGAGCCAUCACAGGCCGGAUCCCAGACAGCCUGAAAAACUGUGUCGACAAGGACCAUCUGACGGCCGCCACCCACUGCGCCAGCGUGGACCCCACCGUCGUGCACCCUGAGCUCAACGGGGCUCCGUACAGGUACCCUCCGGGUGUGGUGGGCGUGGCCCCCACUGGCAUCCCAGCUGCUGUGGAAGGUAUCGUCCCCAGCGCCGUGUCCCUGUCCCACGGCCUGUCGCCUGUGGCCCACCCGCCCCACAAGGGCUUCUUCUCCUAGCCAAACUGUCAAGCCCAAGGCGGAUAGAGACCACGCCAGUGACCAGUUGUAGCCCGGGAGGAGCUCUCCAGCCCCAGCGCCUGGGCGGAGGGCCCAGAAACCCUGGGACCAGAGUGUGUGCAGGAGGCGCCUGUGUGGCGGCCCUGGCACUGCAGAGACUGGUCCGGGCUGUCGGGAGGCGGGAGGGGGCAGCGCUGGGCCUCAUGUCGGUUGUCGUGGUCCGUCCUGUGGGGGCUCUGCCCUGUGUCCUUCGCCU